CCCGCCUCAAAAUUUAUUCCCAGCCCAAUUCAAAAUUGAACUUCUCUUGCGCCUCUCUCUUAUCCGAACGCUGAAGUGCGGAACGCUCUUGUGCGAAGAACGAAUAACGAAGAAGCGGAAGAUUGGGAAGAACGAAGACGAACUCACGAGCCUGGACCCUGCGACGAAGACGCGACAAACAGGAAUAGGAGAACCUCAGACCGCCAGCUGCGCCGCCGUCCCCGUCCACUCCGGCUCUCCGCUCUCCGCCUUCCGAACCCGGUUCUGCCUGGCCGCCUGGGCUCUGUCUCCAGCUCCGCUGCUCCAGCUUCCAGGUUCAAGAUGGUUGCGACGCUGUUUGAAGAUAUUUUCACAGUAACUGAAAUAAAUCCAGAGGGGAAAAUAUUCAAUAACGUUGAUCGCAUCGUGGCAAAGGGCAACCAGUUUGAAAAGACUAUGGUAUUAGACGUGAAUUCACAGAUAUAUCACAUUGACGUUAAGGAUAAACUUAAGAUUGUUCUGGUCUCCACUAUAAAUUUGGAUGGGACUCCAGAUUCGGGUUACUAUCUUCAGGGAAACAGGAAAUCACUUGCUGAUGACUAUGAGUAUGUUAUGCAAGGAAAGCUAUACAGGAUACCUGAGGGAAACUCGCGGGAUGAACUGCUGAACCUUGAUAUGCUAAUCCUGACCCAAUUAUGAGGUGACAUCUCCUGCAGAAAAAGCCACAUGAGUUAAUAAUUUGAAAAAGGAGGCUAAUAGUUUCGUUCGGUGGGCUUCUGAUGGAACUGAGUGCUGACUCAUCAAUAGCUGCUAAAUUUGAGCUUGAUCAGAGGCUGUUCAUUCUAAUCAGAAAGAUAAAAACAAAUAGUCUCUACUGAGAUCUUUCUUCUUCAGUCAUGCAUUCAAGCAAGUCCGACUAUGGAAUGUUAAAACUCUUGAGCAUUUGCAUUGUCUAUCAUAAAAAUUAUGAAGUGCUUGAUUGCAUUUGAGUUUUAGUUGGAAAAUUGGCUUGUGAUGAUGAAAGUGGGUAAAG
Molecule: messenger RNA, 1012 nt
Organism: Cuscuta epithymum
Lineage: Eukaryota; Viridiplantae; Streptophyta; Magnoliopsida; Solanales; Convolvulaceae
Source: the annotation of a GenBank genome assembly